AUGGCCGCGAUCGCACAUAUCUGCCCGCAGCACCUCUUCGCCGGCGGAUGCACCAGACAAAACUGCCCACUGCAGCACAACGUCAAGUUCUGUGACUUCUGCAACAUAACUUGCGUCCACGACAUCUUCGCACAGCACCUUGCAGGCAAGCGGCACGGAGCGAGGUCCCAGGCUGGGCAGGUCGUUGCGGUACGUUGUCCCGUCUGCAACACCCGCCUCACCGGCAACGCCACAUGGGUAGAGCACGUCACCAGCCCCGACCACCGAGCGCGAGCACAGGCAGCAGGGAGGUCUCCAGAGGUCUAUCCACUCGACGCGUCCCUCGCCAAUGCAAACGUCUGUCUAGCAUGCAAGCGCGCUAUCCUUCAGUCCGACUGGACCCCGCACCUCCGGAGCGCCGCGCACAAGCGCAUCACGCAGAACACGGUUUAUCAAGCCCAAUUCGAACAAGCGGAGAGGGAUCGCCAGGGCGUCUUCGUAUCGCAUGGAGAGGAGGGCAUAGAUUUCGGCGUUGUCGACUUCGCCGCUGGACAGCAGCCCCCUGUCGUGCAGCUGCGCGUGUCGGUGAGCGCAAGAGGGCUGGUCAUAUCUCGGGUCGAGACGUUUAAAGGCGCGACAAACCGGCCGUCGAGUUUCACGGCCGUUGCGACGCAAGUGGGCGUUCCACUCGACGUCGAAGCGCAAACCACCAUCGAUGUUUCUGUGCAAGCCGCUCAGCGUGGCAAGCACGACGGCCGCCUCGAGGUCGUGUUCCAACACGUAGCGAGUGGACGAACGUUUACUGUCAUGCGCCAACUGCGCGCUAUCAUCGGCAAAGCCACCGCCCAUACACUACUCAAGCCCACAGCGCCGUUCGUGAGGAACCGACGCGUCGCUUGGCGGGGCGGAGGUCCUGUGUUGGAAGGCGAGCGUCCCCCGGCGCUCAAUGUUAUCACCUACAUACGCAAACUUCCUCCGUCACAAAUACCAUCACGACUGGCCGCUAUCCUCACAAGCACGGACCACAAGGAGAUCUUGCACCAGGUGAAGACUCUUUUUAUGCAAGGUAAGUUCAACACGAACUCCCACUGCUCGCAUUUCCGGGCACUUCUCUGGAUCGAAGAGAUUCGUCUAGUGGAGGACCUACACAUGUACGAUAUCCCCGAUGCACGGUUCACCAAGGAAGGAAAAUUGCACACACUGACCGUGCCCGGAUUGGCCGAAAAGCGACCGAGUGUUGUCGUCGGCGACACGAUCCUUGCGCAGAGCGCCACGGGACGCACUCAUCAAGGCUAUGUGCAUGAAGUCCGUCGACAUGACAUUCGGGUCAGCUUCCACUGCAAGUUCGCUGGCGGCGAGCCUCACAAUGUCCGGUUCCAAUACAACCGCACGCCCGAGAAACGGAAGCACCAAGCACUGCUCGCGCUCUCGACUUGCGCGGGGCGUCUACUGUUUCCGGACCCCGGUGAUCACAGAAUAGCCGUGGCUGUUGACGUUACCCAGCAUGCUUUACAACUAUUCGACACCAGAAUCGCUACGAACGGUCCUCAACUUCUGGCAGUAGUGACGGUGCUAGGAUGGGGCCCGCGGCUUCCACCCUUCUGCAUCGACGGCCCACCCGGGACAGGGAAGACGAGCGUGAUGGUCGAAGCCAUCCUGCAAGUGCUCCGUCGGCACCCCGAACGCAAGAUCCUGGCCUGCGCGCCAAGUAACAGCGCCGCAGAUCUGCUCGCUCAGAGGCUCGCUACCGUGCUCUCCACGAGCGAGAUGUUUCGGUGCAAUGCCGUACACCGCCCACAUUCCACUAUCCCUGCCGACGUUCUUCCCUAUACGUAUCUUCGCAAUAAUCUCUUCACCAUUCCACCUCUCGAAACACUGAACACGUACAAGAUCAUCGUUUCCACCUGCGGAAAUGCGCCUUUUGCGUACAACAUUGGAAUGCGCAAAGGCCACUUUGCCUACAUCUUCGUGGACGAGGCCGGCCAGGCAACCGAGCCCGAAAUCCUUGCCGCGAUCAAGACCAUGGCCGACGACGAUACUCGGGUCAUAUUGUCUGGGGACCCCAAGCAGCUUGGCCCCGUCAUUAGGUCGAGUAUUGCUCGCGAGCUAGGUCUAGGGAAGAGCUACUUGGAGCGACUCAUAGAACGGCCAGUGUACGCGCCGCCGGUCGCUCGGAAUCUGCUAUACGUGAAGCUUGUCAAGAACUUCCGUUCGCACCCGUCCAUUCUUCAGUACCCGAACGAGCAAUUUUACGAAGGCGAGCUGGAAGCUUGCGCAGACCCUGGUCACACCAACGCCUUCAUUGGAUCCCCUCAACUGGUCUCGCCGAACUUCCCUGUUGUCUUCCAGAACGUCGCGGGAGAGAAUGAACAGGAGGCUACUUCACCGUCGUAUUUCAACAUCCUUGAGGCCACUGAAGUAGUGGAGCGUAUCGAGCAGCUUCUCGCAGACACCGCCCAUCCCGUUCGUCCAGAGGACAUCGCCGUGAUUACUCCAUACUACGCGCAAGCGCGCAAGAUCCGUCUGUUGCUCCGGCAGUCCACCAUCAAGGGUGUCACGGUUUGCAGUGUCGAGCAAAUCCAAGGGCAGGUGCGC
Molecule: messenger RNA, 2574 nt
Organism: Epithele typhae
Lineage: Eukaryota; Fungi; Basidiomycota; Agaricomycetes; Polyporales; Epitheliaceae
Product: P-loop containing nucleoside triphosphate hydrolase protein
Exons: 8
Molecular function (GO): 5'-3' RNA helicase activity; RNA binding
Source: RefSeq, a predicted model, not a curated record